AUGAGAGCAUAUGCCCUAUACACCGUAAGAAGUCACGAUGCAAGCCUAGGAAAUAGCCGAUAUAUGAUUGUCUAUUUGGAUAAUCAAGAUGAAAAUUGGUUGUUCUCAGGUGUCUUUAUGGGCUACGCCUCUGGAGGAAAUUUAAAUUCAUCUGGUCUCGUCGAAAGCCCUACUUCAUUUGUUUACCCACCUAUUAAUGGAAUUUUCCGCGAAGAGAAUAAUGGAGAACUUAUCCUCGUCGGCUAUAUUACUCGCGAAAACUAUCAAUUACUCUAUAGGUUCAGUUGUCCUGAAUGUGAUCUGUUAUUUCGCUAUCCAAGCUUUUUGAACAAUCAUUUAAGAGUACAUAAUGGGAGCAGACCGUAUGGUUGUACAUUUCCAGAGUGCAAUAGAUAUUUCCAAACUAUUAGUAAUAGAAAUCGUCAUGAGAGAAUUUGCCACGG
Molecule: messenger RNA, 443 nt
Organism: Acaulospora morrowiae
Lineage: Eukaryota; Fungi; Glomeromycota; Glomeromycetes; Diversisporales; Acaulosporaceae
Source: the annotation of a GenBank genome assembly